This is a messenger RNA of Synchiropus splendidus (mandarinfish), 1926 nucleotides long. RefSeq names its product basic leucine zipper and W2 domains 1a (gene bzw1a). NCBI's taxonomy places the organism in Eukaryota, Metazoa, Chordata, Actinopteri, Syngnathiformes, Callionymidae. The coding region runs from base 139 to 1398 and encodes 419 amino acids. Gene Ontology annotation, cellular component: cytoplasm; membrane. Gene Ontology annotation, molecular function: protein binding. The transcript has 12 exons. The record is from RefSeq and is a predicted model, not a curated record.
GACGGAAAUCCCCCUUAAAUCACGCAUGCGCAGCGGGUGGAGCCUGCGGAAGGUCUUUUUGUUUGGAGACUCGACAUCGGUUUGAUUCCUCUGGUUCAGCACCGCGUUUUUUAUCUGCAUUAAAUUCGGGUGUCUUUUAUGAAUAAUCAAAAGCAGCAAAAGCCAACGCUAACAGGCCAGCGUUUCAAAACGAGGAAAAGAGAUGAAAAGGAGAGAUUUGACCCUACUCAGUUUCAAGAAAGUAUCGUACAAGGCUUGAAUAAAACUGGCACUGACUUGGAGGCGGUUGCAAAGUUCCUUGAUGCCUCUGGCGCCAAGCUCGACUAUCGCCGCUAUGCAGAGACACUCUUUGACAUCCUGGUGGCUGGCGGAAUGCUGGCCCCAGGUGGAACUCUCUCCGACGACAUGACCCGUACUGAAUUCUGCCUUUUCACGGCACAAGAAGACCUGGAGACGAUGCAAGCAUAUGCUCAGGUUUUUAACAAGCUGAUCAGGCGUUACAAGUACCUGGAAAAGGGUUUUGAAGAGGAGAUCAAGAAGUUGCUGCUGUUUUUAAAGGGGUUCACUGAGUCUGAGCGCAACAAGCUGGCUAUGCUGACUGGCAUCCUGCUGGCCAAUGGCAACAUAUCGGCCUCCAUCCUGAGCAGUCUCUUCAACGAGAAUCUCGUCAAAGAAGGAGUGUCAGCAGCCUUUGCUGUCAAACUGUUCAAAUCUUGGAUCAAUGAGAAGGACAUCAACUCUGUUGCUGGCAGUCUCCGCAAAGUGGGCAUGGACAACCGGCUGAUGGAGCUUUUUCCUGCCAACAAACGGAGCUGCGAGCAUUUUUCUAAGUAUUUCACCGACGCUGGGCUCAAGGAGCUCUCUGACUUUGCCCGCAACCAGCAAUCUAUUGGUGCCCGCAAGGAGCUUCAGAAGGAGCUCCAGGAACAGAUGUCUCGUGGAGACCCGCAAAGGGAGAUUAUUGCGUUCACGAAAGAGGAGAUGAAAAAGGCCAACCUCUCCGAGCAGACCAUGAUCAGCAUCAUUUGGACUAGCGUGAUGAGCUCGGUUGAGUGGAACAAGAAGGAAGAGCUAGUGAACCAACAAGCCAUCAAACACUUGAAGCAAUACAGCCCUCUGCUGAAAGCCUUCACCUCCCAGGGUCUGUCUGAGCUCAGUCUGCUGCUGAAGAUCCAGGAGUACUGCUACGACAACAUCCACUUCAUGAAUGCCUUCCAGAACAUCGUGGUGCUCCUAUACAAAGCGGAUGUAUUGAGCGAAGAGGCCAUACUCAAGUGGUACACGGAAGCCCACCUCGCCAAGGGAAAAAGCGUUUUCCUCGAACAGAUGAAAAAAUUUGUCGAGUGGUUGAAGAACGCCGAAGAAGAGUCCGAGUCUGAGGAAGAGGAGGCGGACUGAGAACCUCCACCGCCAUUUUUUUUCUUUUUCUUUCUUUCUUUCUACAAGUAGGGACAGGAGCAGUAGAAUGUCUUUCCCCCUUUUUAUCGCUUCUACCUCCUGUUGGUUAUGCCCUUCCUCCACUCCAAAAUAUCCGAGUCAUCUCAAUAUUUUUAGGUGUUGAGGCUCAAUGAUGAGGUCUGUACAUGAUGAAUCUGUUCUGACGUCUUUCAUGGUAAAAUCCCUCUGUAAUUUGGAUCGAUCAUUCUGUGUGUCCCCCUCCUUUCCAACUGAAUCGGGAUGCGUCACUUACUUUUGUAAGACAUGGCCUGUUCGUACACUUUGCCAAAACGUUGUGCCCUCUAUUCGGAACCUUCCCCACAAACCAGGCCUUCUCUCUUCGACUGGUGGGUAAAUGCUGCCGAGAGUUGCUCCAGUCAGAAGACGUACCCCAUUGUAAGAUGCCUCGCCAGCUCAUUUAUGGUUUCUACUUUCUUUAAUCUGAUAAAUCAAUUGACUUUUAUAUGAAAUAAAGAUUAUUCAAAUGCC